Agelaius phoeniceus (red-winged blackbird) is the source of this 1579-nucleotide messenger RNA. It is a transcript of the gene PURB, whose product is annotated as purine rich element binding protein B. Gene Ontology annotation, cellular component: nucleus. The record is from RefSeq and is a predicted model, not a curated record. Gene Ontology annotation, biological process: regulation of transcription by RNA polymerase II. Gene Ontology annotation, molecular function: RNA polymerase II transcription regulatory region sequence-specific DNA binding; DNA-binding transcription factor activity, RNA polymerase II-specific; purine-rich negative regulatory element binding. Lineage: Eukaryota; Metazoa; Chordata; Aves; Passeriformes; Icteridae.
GCAGCGGGGCCGGAAGCGGGCGGCGCGCGGGGCGGGCGGACAAGAUGGCGGACGGGGACAGCGGCAGCGAGCGCGGCGGCGGCGGCGGGUUCGGGACCGCCCGCGGCGGGGCGGGGGGGGGCCGGCCCGGCCGCGGGGCCGGCGGCGGCGGCGCGGCUGGCCCCGAGCAGGAGACGCAGGAGCUGGCGUCCAAGCGUCUGGACAUCCAGAACAAGCGCUUCUACCUGGACGUGAAGCAGAACGCCAAGGGCCGCUUCCUCAAGAUCGCCGAGGUGGGCGCGGGCGGCUCCAAGAGCCGCCUCACGCUCUCCAUGGCCGUGGCCGCCGAGUUCCGCGACUACCUGGGCGACUUCAUCGAGCACUACGCGCAGCUGGGCCCGUCCAGCCCCGAGCAGCUGGCCCAGGCCGCGGGGCCGCCGGGCGAGGACGGCGCCGGGCCCCGCCGCGCCCUCAAGAGCGAGUUCCUGGUGCGGGAGAACCGCAAGUACUACCUGGACCUGAAGGAGAACCAGCGCGGGCGCUUCCUGCGCAUCCGCCAGACCGUGAACCGCGGCCCCGGCGGCCCGGGGGGGUUCGCGGGAGGCCCCCCCGGGCUGCAGAGCGGCCAGACCAUCGCGCUGCCCGCCCAGGGCCUCAUCGAGUUCCGCGAUGCCCUGGCCAAGCUCAUCGACGACUACGGCGGCGAGGAGGACGAGCUGGGCGGCCCCGGCGGCGGCGGCCCGGGCGGCGGGGGGCUCUACGGGGAGCUGCCCGAGGGCACGUCCAUCACCGUGGACUCCAAGCGCUUCUUCUUCGACGUGGGCUGCAACAAGUACGGGGUGUUCCUGCGGGUCAGCGAGGUGAAGCCGUCCUACCGCAACGCCAUCACCGUCCCCUACAAGGCCUGGGCCAAGUUCGGCGGCGCCUUCUGCCGCUACGCCGAGGAGAUGCGCGACAUCCAGGAGCGCCAGCGGGACAAGCUCUACGACCGGCGCGCCGGCCCGCCGGGACCCGGCAGCGGCAGCGGCGCCGGUGACGACUCCGACGGCGACGACGUGGACGACGACUGAGCCGAUCCCCCCAGCCCUCGACCCCGACGCCGGCCCCCCACCACCCCCCCCGAGCCCCGGGGCGAGCGGGUCCCCGAUCCCCCCUCCCAGCGACGGGGCAGAGGGGUUCCUGAGCCCCCCUUCCCCCUCCCAGCGACGGGGUGAAGGGGUCCCCAAACCCCCCGGGUCCCCGCUCCCAGCAACGGGACGAAGGGGUCCCCGAGCCCCCCCCGCCAGCAGCGGUGGGGCGCGGGGGUCCCCGAGCCCCCGAGUCCCCCCCUCCUGUCGCCACCGGAGAGAGAGAAACCGGCCCGACCGUGCCGCGGCCCCCCCGGCCCCUCCCCGGCUCCCACCGUGGGACCCCCGGACCCCAGGACUCGCUGCUUUGGGGUGGGGCAGGGGGUCACCCGCAGCCCCCUCCCCUCCCGGUGCCCCCCCAUCAAAACCAGCACGCGAGGGCCCCGGAGCCGAGCGGCGGCGGCAGCGCCGGGGGCGGGGGGGGCAGCGGAGGCACCUUGGACCAACGGCCGUUCCCUCGGCUUGUGAUUUUC